Amoebophrya sp. A120 is the source of this 894-nucleotide messenger RNA. The record is from the annotation of a GenBank genome assembly. NCBI's taxonomy places the organism in Eukaryota, Dinophyceae, Syndiniales, Amoebophryaceae.
AUGUAUUGCGAUUACACACGACAUUUAAAUUUGAAUUUCAUCCAGCAAAGAACACGAAAUCUUCUUGCGUUUUCAAAAAAGAACCUAGCGACAUCAUUUUUACGAAUGUUUUUUUCUCCACCAACAAAUUUUAAUUUUGCGAAAACAAAUUAUCGUACUACCUCAAUCAAGAAAGCUAAAACUACACGGAAUAUUACGGAAAUUACAGAUUUACAAUACAGCUUUUAUACAAGACAAGCGCAGAAAAACAGAAAAACAAAAAGCGACCGACUUCAUCUCUCCAACUACACACAGCACUCUAAAAUAAAUCAAAAAUUGCAGAAAUGGUAAGAUUUUCAAGCUGAUGCAGCACUUCGCUCAACUUCUACUACUAUAGCUUUGCUAUUGCUGGUGACGUCACGGCUAACCUUCCUCGAUUUUUUAACUUGCACAGGCAAAUGAGGGCUCGGGGUCGAUGGGGGCGCCCACGGUUUGACGGUGGUCGUGUACUAGUACUAUUGGUAGAGGGGUGAAAGAUUCUUUCUGCAGCGUGAAGACACUUCUCCCCGAAUGUCACUUCUGCUUGUGAAGCAGUACAUUGGUCCAUUGUAGUUGGCCACGCAACAAUCCUUACACAACUAGGCUCCUCCUUUUUUCAUAUAGACAGGAAUUACAACUUAAGGGGCGGAGUAGACACGACCUCAGGAAGUAGGUUCUGUUGUUGUUAAAAAGGAAAAGAUGGAACAAAUAGGGGCAGCUCCUGCAGCUACAGAAGUACGGACAAGAUUAAUGCCAAAACUACAACUUCUUGUCGCGACGCUGAAAAUUCAUCUUGAAGCUCUACCAUUUUUGCACUAAAAAAAGAAAAAAAGCAAAAAAAAUCCAGAUUCACCACUUCAUAGAAGUACUACGAAC